CUGUGCUUUAAACUAUAAAAAGGAAACCCUAAAAAUAUCUGCAAAUCAUAGACCAAUAGUUAGCAUGGCGGAUUGGCUAAGGAGACGGCGCCAGCGACAACGUCGUAAAAAAACUAAACACCGCAAAACCAAACGAGCAAAGGAUGUUCGUGGAGACUUCAUCAGCUCCAUGCCAGAUGAGAUCCUUCACCAUAUUCUCUCCUUUACCGUCACCAUCUCAGCCAUCAGAACUUCUGUCUUGUCCAGACGAUGGAGGCAUUUAUGGCGCGAGUUAACUUCUCUCUACAUCCAAGACUUUGGACCACAGGCUCGAGGGAUAAAUCAAAUCCUAACUAACUACACAGCUCCCAAAAUCAUGAGCUUCCAUCUUGGUAUCUACAUUGAUGAUCACUCUACUCCUCGGAUUAAUAGCUGGAUAGAGUUCGCUAUGUCCCGCAGGGUGCAGGAUCUGUCAGUGACCUUCUAUAAUCGCAGGAAGUAUAUUUUUCCAGAUUUUUUUUAUCAUAGUUCUUCUAUAAGGCAACUCAGCAUAGAAUUGGGGGAUAGAUAUAUGAUUUCAGGAGUCACAGUCUCUUGGGAAUCCCUAAGGAAUUUGUCACUGCAUAGCUGUCUUAUUAGAGAAGAAUCCAUUGCGAAUAUUAUCGCUGGCUCUCCAAAACUUGAAAGCUUGGCACUGUAUGACUGUGGUGUAUUUCAAUGUCUUGACCUGAGUAAGUCAUUGAGUCUGACAAGAUUGGAAAUAGAGCACCACCGUUGGAAUUCACGACCAACCAAGAUUAUAGCUCCACAUAUCCAUUAUUUGAGAUUGAAAGCCUAUGAUACAUGUAAUUUAGUGGACGUCUCUUCUUUGACUCAAGCUAACCUUGAUAUUGGCGUUAAAGGAAACUUUGAUGUCCUUUUAACCAUGGUGUUGAAGAUGCUAGCAAAAUUACAGAAUGUAGAGAGACUUACCGUUAGUAGAACCGUUCUUCAGAUUCUAUCUGUUGCUGAGAUCCGCCGUUUUCCUUUCCGAGUGCUCAGAGUCCAAACUUUGACUAUUAAAACCAAGUUUGUUCGAUCUGGUAUUCCUGGCACAGCAUGGUUGCUACAAAAUUCACCUGAGUUAAAGAAGCUAAUAGUACACACUACACACGACUGACAAAGACAGCAUGCUGGUAAUAUAUCUAUACCAGAAACCUCUUUUAUCGUUUUAUCUAUGAUAAGACUAAUAAUUAAGUAAGAACAUAAGAGCCAUGCAUUUCUUCCACUUUUUG
Messenger RNA from Raphanus sativus (radish), 1253 nucleotides. RefSeq names its product putative F-box/LRR-repeat protein At3g28410. The record is from RefSeq and is a predicted model, not a curated record. Gene Ontology annotation, molecular function: protein binding. Lineage: Eukaryota; Viridiplantae; Streptophyta; Magnoliopsida; Brassicales; Brassicaceae.